Messenger RNA from Peniophora sp. CBMAI 1063, 1896 nucleotides. Lineage: Eukaryota; Fungi; Basidiomycota; Agaricomycetes; Russulales; Peniophoraceae. The record is from the annotation of a GenBank genome assembly.
AUGUCUCAAGUCUACGGGGACAUCCCAAGCGUCAUCGACCGACCCUACUCUCCAGACGUGGAGUCCAUCUCUUCCGUCUUCUCUACUUCAUCUGAGGAGUCCGAUCACGACAUGGCCGAGCACCCUCUAUCUAUGUCAGCCAGUGCGGUUUCCGAGUCCGAGUGCAAAAUUAGACGAGAUGACCGGUUCUAUUUCCUCGACGAAAACGUGCAGCUCAUCGUCGAGAAGAGGGUGUACAAUGUUCCUCGGACGCCACUCACUCAACACUCUCUAUUCUUCCGCGAUCUCUUUGCAUGCUCGCCUGAUGCUCGCCUGCCUCCGGGUUGGUCUCGGCACGAGCUCGUCGUCCUUGACCAACGCACGAUUUUCUAUGUGCAUGCCGUCACCAACGCCAUUGAGAUGAAUCGCCCGAGCAUCACUGGUCCAUUCUCUGAGGCAUAUCCUCUCUACGAUGUCACCUGCGAGGAAUUUGGUGCCUUCUUAUCUGUUCUCUAUCCCAGGAACUACGCUCGUCACGACCUGACUACCGCCGUUCAAUGGACGUCUGUCUUGAAGCUAGCUACGGCCUGGAACUGCGAGUCCAUCCGCGAGCUAGCCAUCGAACGUUUGCGACCACUACUGCAAGAUCAGCCACUGGAGACGCUAGCCACUGCUCGCUUAUACAACGUCGAAGAGUGGGUCUGCAACGCUUUGAAUAGCCUAGUCGAGCGCGAUGAUGCUCUAGACGACGGCGAAGCGGGACGUCUCGAGCUUCCCGAUGUCAUGUGUAUCAUGAGGCUUCGGGAACAGCGAGCGGUGGUUCGUACCGUUGCCGAAAUGACGGCGGACCCGUAUCUUAUAGAUGCAUUCGAGGCCAAGGAGGCAGCCAAGGUCGCAGAGCGUGAGGUGGCUGCAAGGGUAGUCGCGGAAGAAGCCGCCAAAGUGAAGGCUAUGCAAGACUGGAUGGUCCGGAAGCAGUGCGAGGAGAGUAUCGCCGCAAGAAAGCGGUAUCUCGAAGAGGAGAAGCGCGUAAGGGUGGAAAGGGCGCUCCUUACAACGAACGAAGCUUGGCCGGCGGAAGAGACGGAAGAUAUCGAGGAAGAAGGAAUGAUGAAGCGCGAGAAGCAAGCUAUGGUCGAGCCCAAUCAGCAGGUCAAUGCUGCCAGUGAGAGCACUGACGAGGAGCCCUUCACGAAAGACAACGACAACGAACUUCGAAUGCCUGCCCUUGUGGCCCCUGUACAGGCUGAAUCGCGCACGGAGACAGGCUAUAUAGGCAAGGAGGCCGAGUUGGCAGGCGGGAGGGAUGGACCGGCGCUAGAAAGAGUCGAUGCUCAAAGCGGAAACCAAGCGUCACUUGCUGUCGAAUCCUGUGGCCAUAGUCCCCUCCAACCAAAUGAAGUGACCAUCCAACAGCACGCGCCCAACGGAAUUGAACCAGCCGUACAGCAGCCACCGCCCGUGUCAACGCAAACGAGAAGCACCGGCGACUCUGCUAAGCCGCCGUUGGUAACGCCUGCGCCCACGCAGCCUACCGGAACGUCUUCUGGCACGCUUGCUGCGACCCGCCAGACGGCUUCGCCAGUGUCUGCACCCAGUUCCCGGCCUGUGGUCUCGGCGAGCAGCUACAAUGAUCGGACUUCAAGCGUGCGGUCACAGAAGUCAGCGCCGACGACGAUCGAUGGCCGUCCAAACCUUUGGAAUCGGCUGUCAGAGGCUAUGAUUGCUGCACAGCGAAAUACGCAAAUGCCGGUCACCAGUUCUUCCCAACAGUCUGCUGGUCGAUACCGUUCGUCAGCCUCAUCUUCAGUACGCCCGCAGAAGCCCGGAAACACCUCCGAUACGAAUUUGAGCGUAACCAGCGCUUUUAAGGUUGAUGGGGGAUCGUCGUCGUCCAGCUCCGCGCGUGCCAAUUGA